Molecule: messenger RNA, 2364 nt
Organism: Rotaria sordida
Lineage: Eukaryota; Metazoa; Rotifera; Eurotatoria; Philodinida; Philodinidae
Source: the annotation of a GenBank genome assembly
AUGGCUGUAGCACAAUUAUAUUAUUAUGUAGCACCUCAAAGUGAAAUUCAAAUCGUUGCUAAAUCACUUCUUCGUCUACUUCGUCAUCAUCGUGAAAUUCAAACAAUUAUUCUAAAAUCAAUAGUAUUCAUAGCUGAUAAACAUAAACAAAUAUUUGAACCAUAUUUAAAAUCAUUUUAUGUUCAUUCAAAUGAUAGUAGUCUUGUUAAACGUUAUAAACUUGAAAUUCUUACUACAUUAGCUAAUGCUUCGAAUAUAUCAACAAUACUUCGAGAAUUUCAAACAUAUGUUUUAAGUUCAGAUAAAGAUUUUGCUGCUCAUACUAUUCAUGCAAUUGGACGAUGUGCAAGUACAAUAUCUGAUGUAACUGAAGCUUGUUUAAAUGGUCUUGUUGCAUUAAUGUCAAAAAAAGAUGAAACAAUUGUUGCUGAAAGUGUUGUUGUUAUUAAAAAAUUAUUACAAAUCAAUCCAUCACAAUAUAACGAAAUAAUUAAACAUAUUGUUCGAAUGGUUGAUAAAGUUACUGUUCCAAUAGCACGUGCUUCUAUUUUAUGGCUUAUUGGUGAAUAUUCUGAUCGUAUUAGUAAAUUAGCACCUGAUGUAUUAAGAAAAAUGGCAAAAUCAUUUGUUGAUGAAGAAACAAUAGUUAAACAUCAAAUAUUGAAUUUAGCUGCUAAACUUUAUGUUGUUAAUGCUAAACAAACACAUUUAUUAGUACAAUAUGUAUUUAAUUUAGCUAAAUAUGAUACUAAUUAUGAUACUCGAGAUAAAGCACGACUUCUUCGAGCAUUAUUAAUUCAAACUGAUAAAUGUCCAACAUUAAGUAAACAUGCAAAAAAGAUUCUAUUAGCAUCUAAACCAGCACCUAUUCUUGAAUCAAUUAUUCGAGAUCAUGAUCAAUAUACAUUAGGUACUUUAUCAUUUGUCAUUGGUCAAAAAGCAGUAGGUUAUAAAGAUUUACCCGAUUUUCCAUUGGAACCACCAGAUCCAAGUGUUCGUAAUGUUGAAAUAGUAACUCCAUUACCAUCACAAAAUGUUUCAUCUAGAAAAUCAAGUACAACUACAAGAAUAACAUCAAGAGAAAAAAAGAAAAGUGUUAAUGAUGAAAAUUUCUAUUCAGACGAAGAAGAAGAAGAAGAAGAAGAAGAAGAAGAAGAAGAAGAAGAAGAAACUUCAACUGAAGGACCUGAUACAGACAAUGAAGAAGAAGAGGAUGAAGAAGAUGAAAAAGAAAAAACAACACAAAAUGACAAUGAUACAAAUGAAUAUGAACAAUUAGAUGCACAAUCAACAAAUAAUAUUGAGCCCGAAGAAGAAGAAAAAGACGAAAGUAGUGGUAGUAGUGAAGAGGAAGAAUCCGAACAAGAAGAAGAAGAAGAAGAUGAUGAUGAAGAAAGUGAAUCGGAUGAAUCAGCUGAUGAUGAAAAACUAACACCAAAUCAAUCAUCAAUUGUUGCUAAACCAUCAUCUACUCUAACUGUUAGUGAUUAUACCAUUCCUGCAACAGAAAAAUCUCUUUUAGAAAUGGAUUUGGAAGCUUUCCUUGGUGCACCUUCAACAUCAACAAAUGUUCAAGUGGCACCAGUAAAAAAUAAUAUUUUUGAUGAUUUACAUGGAUUAGAAUCUUUAACUUCAACAUCAUCAAAUCUUGUUUAUACAAAACAAUAUGAUUGUUUAAAUCGUAUUACUGGUCAAGGUUUACAAAUUCAAUAUCGUUUUCCACGUACACCAUUUCAACAAUCAUCAAAUAUGGUACAUGUUGAAUUAAUAUUUACAAAUACAACAACAAAUAAAGAUAUUCAUUCAAUAAAAUUUUACAAAUCAAAAUCAAAUAUAAAUAUUCAAGGAUUUAAUCAAAUUGAUCUAUUACCAAGUGGUGUAUCAAUUGUAACAUCAAUUGGUAUUGAUUUUAAUGAUAAAACUCAACCGGCAUCAUUCGAUAUAUUAUAUGAUAAUAAUUUAAUACCAACAUCAUUAACAAUAUUAUGUCAUGUUGGAGAACUUAUUGAACAAAAAUUUUUAAAUGAUCAACAAUUUAAUCAAAAUUUAGCUCGUCUUCGUGGUAUGAACGAAAUUAUGGAUAGUGUAAAUGUUGAUGAAGUGCAAAUAUCAAAAUUAAAUUUUAAUACAAUUCAAACUAAAAUACUUCAAUGUGCAAAUAUGAUUUCAGUACCAUCGACUUCAGGAGAUUCGACAUUAUUUCGAUUUUCUGGACAAACAAUAUCAAGUAAAUCACUUGUACUUCUAACAAUACAAUUAAAUAUGACUCAAUCAAAAGUUCAUUUAACAAUUAAUUCGGAUCAAAUUGUUCUUGCUACAAUGUUAUUAAAAGAAAUAAAACAAACAUUUCAAUCAAUAUUAUAA